Molecule: messenger RNA, 4647 nt
Organism: Anas platyrhynchos (mallard)
Lineage: Eukaryota; Metazoa; Chordata; Aves; Anseriformes; Anatidae
Gene: CHIC1
Product: cysteine rich hydrophobic domain 1
Source: RefSeq, a predicted model, not a curated record
UGAGGCGCCGGGCUCGGCACCAGUGCGCAUGCGCGGCCGCCUCUCCCGCCCGGUCCCCCUCCCGCCCGGAGGAGCACUGCGCAUGCGCGCGGCCGGUCCGCGCCGGGGGUGGGCUGGCGAUGAGCGUGCUGCUGCCCAACAUGGCGGACUUCGACACCAUCUACGAGCUGGAGGAGGAGGAGGAGGAGGAAGGGGAGGAAGGGGAGGAGGAGUCCGGGCCCGUGGUGCGCAGCCAGGAGUUGCCCCGGCCCCGCGAUGCGCCGGAUCCCGUGGCGGUACGGGGCGCCGGGCACAUCACCGUGUUUGGCUUGAGCAACAAGUUUGAUACAGAAUUUCCUUCUGUUCUGACAGGGAAGGUUGCUCCAGAAGAAUUCAAGACCAGCAUCAGUCGUGUAAACGCUUGUUUAAGAAAAAAUCUCCCUGUCAAUGUAAAAUGGCUGCUCUGUGGCUGUCUGUGCUGCUGCUGCACACUGGGCUGUAGCCUGUGGCCUGUAGUCUGUCUUAACAAAAGAACUAGAAGAUCAAUUCAGAAGUUAUUAGAAUGGGAAAAUAACAGACUAUAUCAUAAGCUUGGUUUGCACUGGAAGCUGAGUAAAAGGAAAUGCGAAACUAGCAAUAUGAUGGAGUAUGUAAUAUUAAUAGAAUUCUUACCAAAAUAUCCCAUAUUUCGGCCUGACUGAGGAACGACAUUUGGUCUUUCAUGUUACCUGUCAUUUUCUACCCUUAGUGCCUUGUAGAUGGUUUUGGAAAGAAGAUGGUCUACUUUGCUGUGAUUUAAAAACUGUUCUUCAGUAGAAUAUCUUCCUUGCUAUGUUACUUUGUUUUGUUUGAGAAAAAUUUGCACAUUUUUUAUGUUAAAAGAGGCUUCUAUGUUGCACUCUGAAUUUUUAACAUUAACAAUAACUGAUAUAGUUGCCACUAGGGAUCUAACAUCAGUGCUGCUUAAACUUGUUCUGAGCAUGCUGCCUUAUUAAUUUCUAUAUUGCUGUCCUCAAAAAUGCACCCUAAUGCCGUGUCAUACUAUAUUUCAUUCUAAACAUCACAAUCCUAUAAAUCCUCAGUAGAAAUGUCCAGGUAAGCGUCUAGUAGUAAAGACUUUAGUAUAACUUGCUUGCAUAGGACUUGCAAUUAACAGCACUGGUUUUGUCCUGCACUUUGCAAAAUCAUCAUUUACAUUAGGGGGUUAAUUAUUUCACCCACUAUGGAUUUGUAAAUAUUGACUCUUUGCAUAAUGUAAAGUGUGGUAUGCCAAGGUUUACAGAAUGUAAUAUAGCUCUUACUAUUCUAUUGCCAACAUUUUGACAUACUUUUAUUCGUUACAUUUCUCAUUCCUCUGAUUGUACAGACCCAUUUGCGUGCUGUUUUUAUGGUAAAGCCAUAAUGAGUUUGUACAUACUAUCAGAUGUGUAGGGCUCAGUUGCACUUUGUUUAGUAAACAGAUGAAAAAUGCAUAGCAUUUCUGUUCUGACUUUUUUUUUGGAAAUUAUUUCGGGUGUUAUUUGUAGCAUCUGAAAUUAGAACCUUAAAUACUGUUUAUCUUUAAAAACAAAAAAAGUUGCAUUUGUGAGGUAGAUGGCAGCUGCUAAUAGCAAAAUAUCCUAAAGCCUGUUCUUAAAUUCAGAAUACCUGGAAUCCAUCAAUUCUCGUGAGUUUUUUUAUUUUUUUCUAAGCAGGGAAAAGAGUGUUUCAUAAUUGGAGAUGGUCAUUACCGUGGAGAAAAAAUUUGGAACAGCCAAAUUGAAGAUGAAGUGACGCUGGUUAUUUUUGUAGUGUGAUAGUCCUUUCAGUGUUUUAAGGUUUAAAUGAUAUGGCAUCCUUUCUAGUGGAAAUAAAUUUUAUCUAAAUCAGAGUAGUGCUUCAAAAUGUGCUGAUGAGAGGAAGUGGAUCAGUUGAAUGGGUUCGUGCAUAUUGCAUUCAAGCAUGGUCUGAAGAGCCACAAAUGCCUUCACGAGGAUUUUUGGACUCUUCCCUGUUUGUCUGAUCUCAGGAAAGGACGUAAACAUAGAAAAACUUCCUGUAAUGCCUGGCCUAAGCAUGACCAUUUGUUAACAGCAAAGGAAAAUGCAAUAUCACCCCUUUCCUAGAUAGAAAUGAGAAAUAAGAGGAAAAGCAACUGUUUAUCUGCAAGUUGCGACAAAUAUCAUAAAUGUCCACGCAUUUCUUUGCAGCAACUUGAUUCCUUGCAACAUCAUCCCAGGUUUCUUUUUAGUUUCAGGCUGACUUAGGAUUUCCUCUGAAUGUAUUUGCAUCUCUUCAGUAUGCAAUAUUGUAUUAAAAUAUAGUAUUUGUAAAACCAUCACAUUCUAAUAGCCGUAGUAGGACAAAGUCCUAGUACACAGUGUUUACAAAAGGCCAGUUUUAUACGAGUUGCUACUUCAAAUCAAAUUUCUUGCUAUUCUUACUGUACAGCCAGGGAGUAUCAGACUCCAGUGCUUGCAGUAGUUUCCAGUUGCAGGCUGAUGCUUCAGACUCUGUAAUCUGUAUACUUAGUGCAGAGGUUUCAUUGGACUGGCAGAUUGAUGACAAACUGUUUAAUUGCAUUUGUAAUAUAAUUUAAUGAAUAAACUACUGUGUUGUGUGAAUUUAACUCAAGCUGCACCUUGCAACUCAGAUUUCUAUCACAGAACCAUACGAAGUAUUCUCUCUACUUUAUUUUUUUAGGAUGAGUGUUAACUGGAAGCGUAGAAAAUAUUUAAUGGCAGAAAACAGUAUUGUAACACACCCGAUUCUACAUGCAUUUCCCUUUCUAAUGAGUUUUUGUUCUGUAAAUGAAGGGAGCUUAGCUUGAUGGAACAAUGGAAGUUGCUUACUGUUAUACCAGAACUUUAUUAAUUUCCUUUUUAUGUAAGAAACUCAAGAAAUCACAGCAGGUCCUUAAUUUUUUCUUUUAUGUGACUAUAUUUUUCAAAAUGCUCUUUUCCAACUGAGAGAAGAGGCAAGCCAAAUGAGAGUUCUAGUAAUUGCCAGUGGUGAAUGCUGAGCAGCCUUCAGAAAUCCUCUUUAGAGUCUGUGCAGACUUCAUCAUAUUCAGUUCAAAAUUUCUCAAACUGAUUUGUCUCGUUUCAGUGAAAUGCUGUGCCAAGCGGAGAGAAUACUGUGAGUUUUCCCACUUAAGCGCAUAAUACUAAUUUUUAAAGUUUACAUUUCAAGUACAUUAAUUCUGUACACGUUACUUUGUCCUGAACUGUUAAUUAUAUAAUCUUCAAACCAUGAAAGGGUCUUUUCCUUUUGUGUUUUAAUAGACAUUUAAAUAUGUGGCCAUAGAGCAACUAGUAAAGGGGUGUGAGAGCCAAAACAGCAAAUAACACAAGCUCCAUGUUUUAAUAAGAUAAAUUUGCAUUAAAAUGCAAAAACAGCACGCAGUAUUAUAUUUGCAUCUGAAAGACACAGGUUCAAUAGCUCAUUUGAAGAUGAAGGCAGCUGUAAAUACUGCUGUGAACUCUGUGCACUUCUGUUCUGCCUACAGGUUCUCUUUUUUCCUAGGCUGUCCUUCUUUAAUAUAAAAACAUUCAGCAGGUAAUUAUAUCUCGUAAGACUGAAAAACUCAUUUUUGACAAUAAGAAGUCAGCAUUUUUUGGUAGAUGUAUGUAUGGAGGACAAAUGUUAAUUGGAGAAAGAAUGCUUAGCAAUAUGAGAUUGAUGUUAGCAAAGUGUAAUGGAAAUGGUAAAGAAAGUGUCUUGACUUGUUUUUAAAAAAGGGAAAAUAUUGUGCAGUGAAAAAGGAGAAAGGGAACCGGUAACAGUAUAGAGUGUGAGUUUGCAGCAAAUUUUUAGAAGUCAUUACAGAAAUAACUGUCUACCUAAUCAGUGUUCAAUUUUUCAUAUCAACAUGUUGACACUUGCUUUUCUUUCUAGCUUGUAUGUAGGAAGCACUUGGUUUUGUAUCUAAGAAGUUUUUGUAUGUAAGGAGUAUUAAAGAAUACUGAUAAAGAAUCAAAGUUCUUACCUAUGAUUCCCCACCUGCAUCUGUGAAGUUGUUUUACCACAGAAGGAGGAAAGAUGUGUUUUAAGACAUGCACAGACGUGUCUAGGAAGCGUGGACUCAGUUGUAGAUGCGCAUAACUUUAAAACAGAAAACAUCUUUGCCAAAAUCUUGUGUGUUCUUGAUAAAUCAGAAAAAAAAAAAAGACCCUAUGCUUUUCUUGAUAGGUACAAAACUCUGUAUGCAAAAACAUAGAUAUAUGCAUAUUAGUGUCCCACUUUGACAAUUUACUACAUUUACUUGUCAACACACUACCCUCGGAGCAAUAAAAAUGUUAAGCUAUUCUCACUGAAAAUAAGUUAUCAUUUUAAGUAAUGUUACGUGAUUCCUCUGCCUUCUCUUGUUUUCUGCUCUUGCUGUUCUUACGAUGUUGUAACGUUACUUGUAUUGCUUAAGGAAAGUGGUUUUGUUUAAGCUGUAUGAAACUUUUUUAAUUGUUCUUAACAUUUUUAUUCUGUUUACAAGUGAACAGCCACUUUUUUAAUAGGACCUCACACCUUGAGACUUUUUUCUUUUCCUUUUUUUUUUUUUUUUUUAAAUAAAAUUCUGAGCUAUAUUUCUACAUUUUACUGCAUUGGCUUGUGCCAUUAAAAGAAGCUGGAAGUCAGACAUGCUUAAUCACUUUGAAACAUUUUUCUGUAAUUAAAUUUAAAGAUGAAAACCUC